Linum tenue is the source of this 363-nucleotide messenger RNA. NCBI's taxonomy places the organism in Eukaryota, Viridiplantae, Streptophyta, Magnoliopsida, Malpighiales, Linaceae. The record is from the annotation of a GenBank genome assembly.
UUCACAUAUUCUCAAACUGGUCUCGACGAUCAGCUCCAAUGGUUCGUCAACUUCUCAAAGGAGGCCUUCCCCAAUGAAUCAGCCCGCAAGGCCAACUACGGGUCGGCCCUCUUCGUGCUCGGGGGUGGAGGGAACGACUACGGUGGUUUUAAGAAAACACCCGAGGAGAGGAUGACGAUCAUCCCCGACGUGAUUGCGGCUCUCAAAGACGGAAUCAAGACCGUGAUACGCCAUGGGGCCAGGAGGAUAGUGGCCAUGGGGUUAUACCAAGGAGGAUGCUUUCCGGGGUUCAACGAGACGUGGCUGAAACACGAUCAAGGUCUGAUCGUCUGCGACAAAGAGUGGAAUUCCCACCUCGACCUC